Molecule: messenger RNA, 486 nt
Organism: Colletotrichum aenigma
Lineage: Eukaryota; Fungi; Ascomycota; Sordariomycetes; Glomerellales; Glomerellaceae
Gene: aps1
Product: Diphosphoinositol polyphosphate phosphohydrolase aps1
Exons: 2
Coding region: 1-486 (161 amino acids)
Biological process (GO): diadenosine pentaphosphate catabolic process; adenosine 5'-(hexahydrogen pentaphosphate) catabolic process; diadenosine hexaphosphate catabolic process
Cellular component (GO): cytoplasm; nucleus
Molecular function (GO): diphosphoinositol-polyphosphate diphosphatase activity; endopolyphosphatase activity; bis(5'-adenosyl)-hexaphosphatase activity
Source: RefSeq, a predicted model, not a curated record
AUGUCUUCCUCUCAUAAGGAGCGGACGAUGGAGUCGCGCACGGGAAGAAGCAAGCAGCGUUACAACUCCAAAGGCGAGCGUCUGGUUGCCGGCGUUGUUCCCCUCACAGAGGACAAGCACUACGUUCUCCUCAUCCAGUCUACUCGUAGGAAAGGCUGGGUGUUGCCCAAAGGCGGUUGGGAGACGGACGAAGAGUGCACCGAGGCAGCGGCCCGCGAGGCCUGGGAAGAAGCAGGCAUCAGCAUCGAGAUCAACUAUGACUUGGGAGAUAUCGUCGAGACUCGCCCGCCGAAGCACUCCAGCAAGGACUCGUCAAAGUCCCUGUACCGAUUCUACGAAGCGACAGUCGUUCGCCAAGAGGACAACUGGCCCGAGAAGCACAAGAGGGAGCGUCAAUGGAUGACAUACACCCAGGCCAAGGAAGCGUUGGCGGCACGGCCAGAGCUUCUUGAAGCCUUGACUAGAUGCACUAUGAAAAAGUCAUGA